This is a messenger RNA of Dryobates pubescens (Downy woodpecker), 349 nucleotides long. Its product is annotated as zinc finger protein 586-like. Bases 29 to 349 code for a protein of 106 amino acids. The transcript is spliced from 3 exons. Gene Ontology annotation, biological process: regulation of DNA-templated transcription. The record is from RefSeq and is a predicted model, not a curated record. NCBI's taxonomy places the organism in Eukaryota, Metazoa, Chordata, Aves, Piciformes, Picidae.
GUGGGGAGCGGAGUACCCGAGGAGAACGAUGCCUCCCGGAGGGGAGCAGGGAAAGCGCCGUGAUGAGCGAGGAUUCCCGGAAGGACUAAGGAUCCCGACCGGCGGGGAGCUAGGAGCCCCGGAGAGGAGCGGGGACCCCCCCGCCGGGGCCUGCCCAUCCGCCGUGGCAGGGCAGACGCAGGUACCGGUGACCUUCGAGGACGUCGCCGUCUACCUGAGCCGUGCCGAGUGGGAGGCCAUCAGCGAGGAGCAGCAGGAGCUGUACCGCAGCGUCAUGCUGGAUGUCUGCGAGCUCUUGAGAUCCCUGGGUAAACACAGCGUCAGCUCCUGGGCUCGGCUGGCCCUCUAG